Glycine soja is the source of this 2542-nucleotide messenger RNA. Its product is annotated as LEAF RUST 10 DISEASE-RESISTANCE LOCUS RECEPTOR-LIKE PROTEIN KINASE-like 2.5. The transcript has 3 exons. The record is from RefSeq and is a predicted model, not a curated record. Gene Ontology annotation, molecular function: ATP binding; polysaccharide binding; protein kinase activity. Gene Ontology annotation, biological process: protein phosphorylation. Bases 384 to 2384 code for a protein of 666 amino acids. NCBI's taxonomy places the organism in Eukaryota, Viridiplantae, Streptophyta, Magnoliopsida, Fabales, Fabaceae.
GGUUAAGUUUGUCUUGAUUUAUUGAAUAAAAAUAUAAAAUAGGAAAAAAAAAUCUAAUCACAACAUCACUAACGUGACAAAGACACUGCAGCCAGUGAAUAAAAAUCUUACUGGAUAAGUACAUGUUUGGAGAACCAAAAUUUUUAAGGUUCAGAGUAUAUUUUAAUGUUUACUUCCAAAUAGCCAACACCAUUUUUAUGAAAGCCAUCAAACUAGCUAGUUAAACGUCAUUUAGUUUGACUUAUAUAUAUAUAUAUAUAUAUAUAUAUAUAUAUUAUCGUGCCGUACUUGAUCAGUUGAUCAUUUGCCUCACCAACAACCAAAGCCUCUUACAAGCUAAGGUUGAUCUGCACAUUAAGGCCCUUAUCAGAUUAAUUUCUAUCAUGGCUCUUCCUCUUCUUCCACCUCUUUCUUCAAUCAUCAACACCCUUUUCUUCUUUACACUCUUCUUCCCAAAAUAUGUUUCGAGUGAUGUUGAAGGGUACUCAGCAUGUGAACCUUUUAGCUGUGGUGAAAUCGACAUUCGCUACCCAUUUUGGAGUAGUGAUCACCAACAAAGUUAUUGUGGGCAUCCAAAGUUCAAGCUUGAUUGCCAACAAGACAACGUGACAAUUGACAUGAUGUCGCAGAGAUUCCAUGUUAUUGAUAUUGAUCAAACAUCUAAGGUUUUGAAGAUGGCAAGGUUGGAUUUAUGGGAUGACCCUUGUACUGAUGAGUAUAGCAAUGUCAAGUUGGAUUCUGAUUUCUUCAACUACAAUUCCAAUGAUGAUGACUAUACUUUGUUAUAUGAUUGUGGUCCUCCUGUUACAUAUACGUCUAGUGUGAAUAUUAAAGGAACAAUAUCAUUUAGUUGCCCCAUAGAUGGUGGUUUUCGAGAUGCAUUCUUUGUGUCAAGUACUGAUGUGGGUAAUUUGAAGGAUCUGGGGUGCAAGCAUAGCAUCAAUGUUUCUGUUCUAAGAGAGGCUGUGAAGGAUGCUUUGCAAGUGGAAAAUGUUUUAGAAAAAGGAUUUGAGGUAGGGUGGAUUGGUGUGGAUGAAGGACAAUGUGAUGGUUGCAUAAAAUCUGGUGGGAGAUGUGGACACAACGUAUCUAAGGAUGCAUUUACGUGCCUCUGUCCUAAUCAGCAAUCUUAUGAUGAGGUUUGUAGCAAAAGCCAAACAAGUUCUCCCUUAGCAGCACCAACGCCUAAACCAACACCAGAACAGGCACUGUCACCCCCUUUUGGUCCAAAAUUUCAAGAAAAGUCUCCACAUGCUCCGAAUCCGCGGAAGUUGAGACUCAUUAUAGGUCUUGCAAGUGCACUAAUGGGAGGAUUCAUGAUAUGCAUCAUAAUUUGCUGUACUAAAUCUAAGUCAUCCACACAAGUAAAAUUCUCGUUUACGAUAAAGAAUGGCCAAGAUAUAGAAUCAUUCUUAAAAAACCAUGGAGCUCUAUCACAGAAGAGAUACAAAUUUUCAGAAGUUAAGAAAAUGACCAACUCCUUCAAAGUUAAACUAGGUGAAGGUGGUUUUGGUGCAGUAUACAAAGGAGAGCUACUCAGUGGUGUUCCUGUGGCCGUAAAGAUAUUGAAUGAAUCCAAAGGAAAUGGUGAAGACUUCAUCAAUGAGGUUGCUAGCAUCAUUAGAACUUCUCAUGUCAAUGUUGUCACACUUGUUGGAUUCUGUUUGGAAGGACGCAAGAAAGCUCUCAUUUAUGAGUUUAUGCCCAAUGGUUCCCUUGACAAGUUUGUAUACAAAAAGGGUCUCGAAACCACUUCAUCCUUGAGUUGGGAUAAUUUCUGGCAAAUUGCCAUAGGUAUAGCCCGAGGACUAGAGUACUUGCAUAGGGGUUGCAACACUCGAAUUUUACAUUUUGACAUAAAGCCACAUAACAUUCUUUUGGAUGAGAAUUUCUGCCCUAAGAUAUCAGAUUUUGGGCUUGCAAAGCUUUGUCCUAGGAAAGAGAGCAUUAUUUCCAUGUCAGACCCUAGAGGAACAAUAGGAUAUGUAGCUCCAGAAGUAUGGAAUAGAAAUUUUGGCGGAGUUUCACACAAAUCUGAUGUUUACAGCUACGGAAUGAUGCUACUAGAAAUGGUGGGAGGGAGAAAGAAUAUUAAUGCGGAAGCAAGUCACACAAGUGAGAUAUACUUCCCACAUUGGAUCUACAACAGGCUAGAGCAGGGUGGAGAUUUGAGACCUAAUGAGGUGAUGGCAACGGAAGAAAAUGAGAUAGUAAAGAGAAUGACUGUAGUGGGCUUAUGGUGCGUUCAAACCUUUCCAAAGGAUAGACCUACUAUGACUAGAGUAGUAGAUAUGCUAGAAGGCAAAAUGAAUUCCCUGGAAAUCCCCCCAAAACCUGUUCUUUCUUCUCCCACUAGGUCAGUGUCAGAAUCUCCCACAAGAUGAACUAUUUUUUUUUUUUUUGUAAUUUGGGUAGAUAAUAGAUAUUUCAGGUUAUAUACUUUGUAAAAUGAAUUGUUUAACAUAAUUAGACUGUACUUUUAAAAUCAAGUGGAUUUCAUAAUUCUGUCAACAUAACAUGUGACUCCCUCUCAUUCCUGAAA